This is a messenger RNA of Chironomus riparius, 2217 nucleotides long. NCBI's taxonomy places the organism in Eukaryota, Metazoa, Arthropoda, Insecta, Diptera, Chironomidae. The record is from the annotation of a GenBank genome assembly.
CGUUAUUUUUACCUCGUCAAUUGCACAUUUUUUUCUAAUUUUCACUAUCACAGAAUGAGUAAUUUUGAGGAUAUUGACAAGAUUUUCCGUGAAAAAUGCAGCGCAAAGACAAUUCAAUCCAACGAGCAUGGAUUCUUCACAAGUUUCUGCUUUACUGUUAUCAAUAGCUUCAAAUCUGAUCAAGAAUUUCAAGAUUGGCUGAAAAAUUAUUUUGCAAAAUGUGAGAGCGAUUAUGAAAAAAUUCAGUUUCUCUACAACGAUCCGACAGUCUCUUGGGAGAUUCUCGGUACUCUUGAGCAUGUCGCUGAGGUGUUUAGGAAGAAAGACUCAAUGUUUUCAUGGCAGAAGCGAGAACAGGUUCUUAAAUUAGUGAAGGCUUAUGACGAGGGUCGUGGUCAGGUGCCUUUGGAUAAAGUCUUAAUUUUGGCUAGUCAGGCCGUCAUGAGAGCUCCGAUGAAGGAUGACGACAGAGACAUCGACAAUGGCUUAACAUUAGCAUUGGCUUUACUACAACGAGCUGAGGUUUUUUAUAGAAUGAAUAAUGGAGUUUAUGCUUUAAAAGAUCUUCAACUAGCUGUCAAAUGUGGACUUCCGGUCAAAACUAAUGCAGAAUAUUACGCAAAGUUGUCUAAGGUUUAUGCUUUGAUCAACGAAGACAAAAAGGCUGACAUCUCAAUCAACCUUUACCACAAGUUAAUAGCUGACGACUUCCGUCGUGAUGUACUUAUCCGUGAAGUUGAUGCACUCAAAUCAAAAAUAAAAUCUGGUGACAUCAAACCUUUCCAAGAUUCCCAAAAACGCCUUCCACCCCUCAAAGAACAUCCAUCAAAGUCAUCAAAACUAGAGCGCUGCACAUCAACAUGCAUCAAACUUCAAGAAUCACCAGAUGCAGGUCGAUAUUUUGUUGCCAAUGGUGAAAUUCAAGUUGGUGAGACAGUCUUAGUUGAGAAGGCACUUGGAGCUUGUUUAUAUCCUAAGAACUUUGGAACUCACUGUUAUCACUGCUUUGUACGACUUAUUGCUCCAAUCGGAUGCACCAGCUGUGCUUCAAUUGCAUUCUGUUCAGUUGAAUGCCGCGAUGCUGCGUUGUCGACUUAUCAUAAGUUUGAAUGCAAGUACUUGGAUUUGCUGAUUGGGUCUGGAAUGUCAAUUUUAUGCCAUAUCGCACUUAGGAUCAUUAUGAAACAAGGAACACCUGAAAAAGCACUCGAAGAAGGUGAAAAUGUAAAGAAAAUAUUUUGUUCUCAUGACUCGAUGAGGAAUCUUGAAGACUUCUUCAGACGCUGCCUUAUGUCAACCUUUUUACUUCGUGUUCUUCAGAAAUCUGAAUUUUUUGGACGUCGAACCACGGAAUCAGCAGAACCGACACCAAAUGAGAUGAAAAUUGGUGGAUUAAUCUUUGCAUAUUUGCAGUCAUUGCAGUUUAAUGCUCAUGAAAUCUACGAGAAGCUCACGACUGGACAUUUAUUCUCAAAAUCUAAGCUAAACUACAUUGGUGUUGGAAUCUAUGAAGUCGGUGCGAUGUUUAAUCAUGAAUGCUACCCGAGCAUUACAAGAUAUUUUAGUGGAGAUACUUUGAUCCUUAAUACAAUCAGACCACAUGCUGAUAAUGAAGUUGUAGCUGAAAAUUAUGGACCAAUUUUCACAAAAAUGUCACUUAAAGAGAGACAAAGAAGCUUAGCAUCAAGAUAUUGGUUUAAGUGUGCAUGUAAGCCGUGCAAGGAAAACUGGCCAGUUUAUGAAAGAAUGAGUAACAAGUCAAGAAUCAAGUGCUCAACUGAUGGAUGUGAUGGAUUCCUUCCAUAUCCACAAGAUCGUAAUAAGAACGUCAAGUGCCCAAAGUGUAAGAAUGUUGUGUCAUUGCAGGUCCAAAUGGGAUUUAUUGAUGAGGCUGAAAAUCAGUUUUAUGAUGCAGCUGAAGCUAUGGAGGCUGAAGACGUCUCAAAAGCAAUUUAUUGUUUAAAAUCAGGAAUUGAAUCCUUCCACAAGGGAGCACUUCCACCUCAUAAGGAUCUGCAUAUUGCAGAAGAAUCAUUCAGUGCUUGCAUUGGAACAAAUGGGAAUAUAUUCUCAAUCAAGGAUCAGUAGAAGCUAAUGCUGGCAUUUUAUUUGAAGCAUUUUAGUUGUUAUUGCAUUUUUGUUAGCUGUUGUUCAUUUUUAUGACAUUUUCGCACAUUUUUUUAUGGACGUUUUGGAAUUUUUGAAUAAAAGAAUUUU